AGUCGUAAUGGUGUCUGUAUGAUUUCCGGAGGCUGCAGCAUUAGACCCCGGCCGACGUGAGCGGCAGGAGGGUAGCAGCAUAAAAGAUGGCAACAGCAGCUAGGCCAACUUUUGAACCUGCGAGACGGGGGAGAGGAAAAGGAGAAGGUGAUUUCAGCCAACUCUCAAAGCAGUAUUCAAGUAGAGACCUACCUUCUCAUACAAAGAUAAAAUAUAGACAAACCACUCAGGAUGCCCCUGAAGAGGUUCGCAACCGUGACUUCAGGAGAGAGCUGGAGGAGAGAGAGCGAGCUGCCGCCAGAGAAAAAAAUAGAGAUCGUCCAACACGAGAAUAUACAACCUCCUCAUCAGUGUCAAAGAAGCCUCGGUUAGACCAGAUUCCUGCUGCCAAACUUGAUGCAGAUGAUCCUCUAACAGAUGAGGAAGAUGAAGAUGAAGAUUUUGAAGAGGAGAGUGAUGAUGAUGAUACUGCAGCUCUUCUUGCAGAGCUAGAAAAAAUUAAAAAAGAAAGAGCUGAAGAGCAGGCCAGGAAGGAACAAGAACAAAAAGCUGAAGAAGAAAGAAUACGUAUGGAAAACAUAUUGAGUGGAAACCCUCUCCUUAAUCUCACUGGCCCAUCCCAGCCUCAGGCCAACUUCAAAGUUAAAAGAAGGUGGGAUGAUGAUGUUGUUUUCAAGAACUGUGCAAAAGGUGUAGAUGAUCAGAAGAAAGACAAAAGAUUUGUAAAUGAUACACUGCGAUCUGAAUUUCACAAAAAGUUCAUGGAGAAAUAUAUUAAAUAGUACAGUUUUAUGUGCUUAAUUAAAGACUGUAAAAUGUAAACGAAAAAAAAA
Molecule: messenger RNA, 833 nt
Organism: Neofelis nebulosa (Clouded leopard)
Lineage: Eukaryota; Metazoa; Chordata; Mammalia; Carnivora; Felidae
Product: spliceosome-associated protein CWC15 homolog
Exons: 1
Coding region: 87-782 (231 amino acids)
Biological process (GO): mRNA cis splicing, via spliceosome
Cellular component (GO): catalytic step 2 spliceosome
Molecular function (GO): RNA binding
Source: RefSeq, a predicted model, not a curated record